Messenger RNA from Opisthorchis viverrini, 549 nucleotides. RefSeq lists its product as hypothetical. Lineage: Eukaryota; Metazoa; Platyhelminthes; Trematoda; Opisthorchiida; Opisthorchiidae. The record is from RefSeq and is a predicted model, not a curated record. The coding region runs from base 1 to 549 and encodes 182 amino acids. The transcript has 3 exons.
AUGAGCGCUACAUGUAGCUCGUGCAAUACCACCUUUCGGAUAACCGGAUUCCGUGGAUUCCGUCACGAAAAGUCUGGACCUUACCGUGGCGUGGCGGUUUGUGACCAGGUUGGUUCUGACGAACGCAGUCUCCUGGCCCUCCAGGUUGGGGGUUGGAACAUGUACGGCGACUUGUUCCGUAGAAAAGGUAAUGUAUGGGGACCCUGUCGGUAUCCCAGCCCUCGUACAACCAUGACCUACACAGCUAACAAUACUCUCCUGCCACAUUGGCCGUCGCGUGGUGCCAUCAGCCGGGUCGCCUUACUUGCUGCAUACAGCAGGGCGGUGUUUGACCAUCGAUGUCUUCGGAGCAUUGCCCGAAUCUGGCGGGAACACCGGAUCAGCAAUUCUGAAGUACGUCGAAUGGUAUUCGAGAGAAAUAACUCACCCUCGAUAGAUGAACUGAUCACACUGCACAAGUUGCGCUGGCUUGACUACGUGCUGCGUAUGCCAGUCGACCGACUUCCCCGAAGGGCUCUUUUCGCCCAACCAUGUGAAGGGUGGAAGUGA